AUGGGCAGCGAGGGCCUAAUUAACAGUGGACUAGUGUCCGCCGGGACAUUUCGCGGGAAAGUUGGUCUUGAAGACUUCGACCUUUUGCGUGUGAUCGGCCGUGGAAGCUACGCCAAAGUCUUCCAAGUGGAGCAUCGCCCCACGAAGCGUGUGUAUGCGAUGAAAGUGAUUAAAAAGGAGAUAAUCAGCGAGGAUGAGGUAUGUGGAUAUAAACUAACUUUCUUUUUAGCCUCUUUGUUUGAGAUUUAUUCACAUAGCAGUCUUGGGAGACAUCCCCAUUACUCGUAG
This is a messenger RNA of Protopolystoma xenopodis, 288 nucleotides long. The record is from the annotation of a GenBank genome assembly. NCBI's taxonomy places the organism in Eukaryota, Metazoa, Platyhelminthes, Monogenea, Polystomatidea, Polystomatidae.